This is a messenger RNA of Pestalotiopsis fici W106-1, 1029 nucleotides long. RefSeq lists its product as uncharacterized. The record is from RefSeq and is a predicted model, not a curated record. Bases 1 to 1029 code for a protein of 342 amino acids. Gene Ontology annotation, cellular component: cytoplasm. Lineage: Eukaryota; Fungi; Ascomycota; Sordariomycetes; Amphisphaeriales; Sporocadaceae. The transcript has a single exon.
AUGGAUGAUGACAUUGAAGCCUCGAGGACUAUUCUCUACUUGUCUCGCAGCGCUCUGCGGAAACUGGGCAUUGCAUUUGAACCUCAAAUUGUGACGGCGGCAGUCGAACAUGCGCUGGCUGACGUUGCUUCCAACAAUGCCGUGAGCACGAAGUUCGCUCUACGACGAGACGACACCAAGCUAUCUGCGCUUGGUGCCAUGGACAAAGAUGACGGAAUUUUCAAAAUUAUUAGUUCUUCAGAAGGAAACCGAGCCCGAGGACUCCCGAGGUCGAACAUACUGUUGAUCAUCGCUCGGCCGCCAAGUUUCAUCCCGAGCCACAUCAUCGAUGGAACUGAAAUCAGUCUUGCGAGAACCGCUUCAUUUCCCAUCAUCUCCGUCCGCCGUCUGCUACCUGAUGGAUGCGAUCUCAACAUCUUUAUAUUCGGUGCAAGCGCCCUCGCUGACAUGUGCAUCCGUUAUCUAGUCGCGCUAUGUCCCAAUCGCAUCAGACGCCUGGCCAUCAAAGGUCGGGGCAGCGAGACGAGCGCGAAACUGGCGGCCAAAUAUCGAGAAGCGCCAUUUCUGGUUGAAGCUGUGAACGAUUUGAAGCAACUGCCAACAUCAAAUUUGGUUAUCACCGCAACAAGCUCCGUCAAGCAGCCCCUGUUUCAAGAUCACCAGAUCGCGUCCGCGCCUGUACUGGUCGUGAUGACGAGCGAGGGUGAUGAAAUUCCAGAUCAAUAUUGUGAACAGGCCAUUCGGAACCGCUCGGCUGUUUGUGACGACUGGGCGGCAGUCCGCGCGCGAAGGAGACAAAGCAUUGCCAAGUACAUCGAGAAGAAGUUUGGUAGCCAGCUCCCCUCGGAGCAACCUGAAAAUUAUGGGAUCAAGAACCUCGAAGAGAUGAAAUAUCUGAAGAAUGAGGAACGCAGGAAACGAUGGAUUAUGACAUCCGUCGGCUCUGCAACCACUGACCUCGCUGUGGUGAAGAAGUGCUGUUGGCACGUACUUGAUAGCAGUAAUUUCAGUGGGGCUCCGCGCCUAUGA